Ectocarpus sp. CCAP 1310/34 is the source of this 1074-nucleotide messenger RNA. NCBI's taxonomy places the organism in Eukaryota, Phaeophyceae, Ectocarpales, Ectocarpaceae. The record is from the annotation of a GenBank genome assembly.
AUGCAUGCAGCCAUCAGGUGUGCAUUCUUCGCUCUCAAUGACGUCAUGGCGUCCACGGAUGAAAAGGGAGGGGUCCAGACUUGGCAGGGAAGCUUGAGGGACACCCCCCGCGUGCUCGAAGAAAUGUCAUCGGCCGUGCGCAAGGCGGGAAGUGCAGCCCUCGCGCUUCAACGGACAGAACUGUCGCGAACGGAGAAGGCUGGCCAUCACGACAUUGUCACGGAAGGCGACCUCGUCAGCCAGAGAAUCGCGAUGGGGAGUCUCGCAAAAAUGCUGCCCGGUCUUCCGUUUGCGGCGGAAGAGUCUGACGAGCAAGCCGUGAUUCCUGGUAUUCCUCAGGCUCGAAUCAACCCCCAGGGUUUGGUGGAGGCAGAGGCGUACCUCGCUCUGGAUCCGAUUGAUGGCACAACGAACUUUGCCUGUGGAGGACCGGACUGGGGGGUAGCGGCAGCGGUGGUUCAACGAGACACCGGCCCAACGCACGGAGUUAUUUACCUCCCGGGAAAAGACCUCGUGGUCGAGGCCGCGAGGGGGCACGGCUGCAGGGUGAACGGGGAGCUUAUUCAGCUAAAAAAAGGCCAGGUAUUGAAAGAGUGCCUGGUAGCGGCGGAGAUCGGUAAGUUUGUGCCGGACGACCGGCUGCAGCGGCUUCUGGGGCUGGUGCACCACUCCAUGGGUGUCCGUAACCUCUUCUCUAGCACCGGAAACACGGCGGACGUCUUGUCCGGCGUCCACGGCGCGUGGGUCCACCUCAAAGGGGGCUCCGUGUGGGACUUUGCGGCCGGCUCCCUCGCUGUUGAAGAGGCUGGCGGAUUCGCUUGUGACCUACAAGGGAAGCCGUUGAAAUGGGAUAAGCUUCACAUGGAGGUUGUACUUGCCGCAAACGAGGAGAUAGCGAAGGACGUUGUCAACGUUCUGAACAUCAAGGCUUGAGGAAAGCCACCGAGAAUCCACAGCGGCCCGCCAAGCAAGGUUGUUUCGCUCGCAGGGGUGGAUAUUUCUUCCUCUGAUAUACCUCGACAGAGAAAAGAUACUUGUCACACACGCAGUCUGUUGCGCGGCGUUGCGGCUCUU